Perca fluviatilis (European perch) is the source of this 1017-nucleotide messenger RNA. It is a transcript of the gene rsph1, whose product is annotated as radial spoke head component 1. The transcript has 9 exons. Gene Ontology annotation, cellular component: motile cilium; nucleus. The record is from RefSeq and is a predicted model, not a curated record. Gene Ontology annotation, biological process: spermatid development; axoneme assembly. NCBI's taxonomy places the organism in Eukaryota, Metazoa, Chordata, Actinopteri, Perciformes, Percidae. Bases 118 to 918 code for a protein of 266 amino acids.
AAUUCAACUAACCAUAUGGCGACUCUCAGUCACGUGGGACUGACCGUUGUCACGGUAACCGUAAACUACCAGAGAGCGCACAGUCAGUCUGCAGUGUAAAAGUUGAGACGAAAGAGAAUGAUGUCGGACGUAGGGUCGGAUGAGUUUGAUGAUGAGCGCAGUAAAGUCGGGGAAUAUGAAGGAGACAGAAAUGAAGCAGGAGAGAGACAAGGAGUCGGGAAAGCUGUCCUGCCCAACGGAGACGUUUAUCAGGGACAGUACGAGCACGGCACGAGGCACGGACAGGGGACAUAUCGCUUCAAGAAUGGGGCGAGAUAUGUGGGAGACUAUCACAACAACAUGAAACAUGGACAGGGCACCUUCUACUAUCCAGAUGGCUCUAAAUAUGAAGGGUCGUGGGUGGAGGACCUGAGACAGGGCCACGGGGUCUACACCUACCCCAACGGAGACAUGUAUGACGGAGAUUGGCUGCAUCACAUCAGGCACGGCCAGGGCAUUUACCAUUACCAGAACACAGGCUCCCAGUACCGGGGCUCCUGGCUGAACGGCAAGAUGGAGGCAGCUGGAGAGUACAUCCACUCUAACGCUAGAUACAAAGGCAACUUUGUCAACAAUAAUCCAUGCGGCCCAGGGAAGUAUGUGUUCGACAUCGGCUGUGAGCAGCAUGGAGAAUACCAGCAGGCAGAGCAGCCAGCAACGGACGAGGAGAGCGGUAAACAUUUAGAGAGACAGAAGUGGCCCUACCUGGGCUCCAGAGAGGGGGGAGCAGAGGAGGAGCGAGCUGAGGGCGAGUGGGGCGAGUUGGCCUCCACCGUUGUCCUCAAGUGGAUUCCCAAGUGUGUCACCGGCCUGACGCUGUGGACUCCAGGCAAAGACACUUCAGUUGGGGAAAAGGAAGCGGCUGUAGCAGAGAACUGAGCUGUGUGACCAAUCCACAAUCCUGCGUCUCUCAACCUGUUUACAGAGCAAAAUAACAUGUGUUCCUCAAUAUGAAAAUAAAUCUGAUUCUUCACUGUU